CUCACUUCUGCAGACAUGCAGAGCAUUGCGCUUGGUGGGCUUUCCCACCAUGUUUUCCACUCAAGCUCAAACAGAAAAGCAUCAGGGCAGACUUCACUAUUAGAAGGAAACACACAGCAAACAGAGCUCAUGGGUCCUCUGAGAUGGAGAUGGACCUUCUGGAUGCUGAUCCUCUGCAUGCUGUCAGGUUCUCUGUCUUUGGUCACCGUUGAGCAGCCUCCCGUCCUCGUCGUUGCUCUGCGUGGCGAUGCCAUCUUACCCUGCAAGCUUUGCCUCUCCCCAGAUGAAAAGUUGGAAGGGCUAUCCAUCCUGUACUGGCAUUUCUCACCACACCACUCUUCAAAAAUGGAACUGUUGAUCUCCUCUGGGGAGGUCAGGGAAGAUGUAAUAAUUCUGGACAAUGACCAGAACUCAUCCAACAAGUCCAUACUUCUGAAAAAUGUGCAGUGGGACAACAGCGGGAAGUAUCAGUGCAAACUCUCAGUCAAGACAGAGGCGAAUGGAAGUUUUAGGACGGCUGGAAACCAAACAACACUGGUGAUUUAUGACACCAUGAGCUUUAACCUGACCGGUCACAAUAACUCUGUGCUCCGCUGUGAGGUAAACGUGAGCUCGAAGGUCGGCUUUGCUUUGUCCAUCGUCCACAAUGGAGGCAGACUGAAAACCACAAAACGUGUUGUCACGGCUCAGACCCACGACAUGCUCUCCGAGACCAUCUCUCUACAGGAAAAAGAAAAAUACAAGUGUCAGCUGCACUUCGGGGAGGCUCUGAUAACAGAGACAAUCUUCCCAAUCAACCUGCCAGAGGCCGAAGAAGAUGAAAAAACAGCAAAACACCAAGUCCCAACCGAUCCAAAUACAGAGAUGUACCCGGAGCCGUGGCUCCUGUACUCUGCUGUCCUGCUGGUGCCCAUCGUCGUCCUGCUCAGCCUCCUAAUCGCCAUGUUGAUGCGCAGAUAAGUCCGGGUGUGAAGCUGGAAACAUCCAGUCUGUCAACAAAAAGAGAUCUAAUCAGUCAGCCAGACAAUCUAAAUAAAAAUAUAAAUAAAGAUAAAAUAACUGUAUGAGGCAAACUCAUUUUUUAUAUUAUUUCCCCAUUGGUGGUAUUUUCACUUUUUUCUUAGAGGAUUUCAUUUAGUUAAGGUUAUUAUGUUCAACAGUAAAUCAGAAAUGUUUAGAUUGGACAUUAAGUUUAAUUUGAGGUAGUUAAAUAUGUAAUGUAAAUAAGAAGCAACUUAUUUUCCCUGGUAUUUUGGUACUGUGGCUGUAAGAACGCAUCCAGUGUGUGUAAUGGUAGAACAAUGAACUAUGUUUUUUUUUUUACUAUAUUAGCUGAGGAAGCACACGGUUUUCUUACACAUGUCUUGGUGUUUAAUUUGUAAUCCAGACAAUCUUGAACUGGCAUAUGUUUGUGAUGCUUAAGGAAUAAACUAUUUUGUUGUUUCUUCAAACCAGGACAGAGUGGGACUGGAUAAUUAAACCGCAUGAGAGACACAUGUAAACCACGAUUGACAGCUAAUAUGCUUGUGAGGCAGUAACAAUAACUGAAAAGUUGGGACAUGAACAAAUUAUGGGAAACAUGAGACUAGAAUCAUGAUUUAGUUCAAAAGCAGCAUCUAUGGACAGUUUAGUUUGUCACUAAAUCACUGAACCGUUUAAAAUCAUUGGUCAUUCACCGAACACUCAGCAGAACUCUUAUGAACAUUUGAGUGCCGACAUGUUUGAGCAAAAUCUGUGUUGGUUUCUGUUCAAUUAAUAUAAGAAGCUCACAAUAAUGAACGAACAGUAACGUUUUUACAAAGCUUCAUGUUUUCUUUAAAUAAAGAUCUACUUAUUCCAGGUCCAGCAAGAUUACAUAGAUCCCAUGAUUCAAAGUAAAUAAAUAAGUCAGAUUAUCAAGAGGAGCCUUAUAUCCAUAAACACCCCCUUGCCAAAGCAAAUUUGUUUGGCACAACACAACAACCAGACCAUCAUUCCUCAGACUAUAAAAGCAGGCUGUGUUUCCCUGUUUGGCCUCAUGGUGGCAGCAGUGUGUCAUUAAGUCACUGUGAUGACGAUGGAGACUGUUACUGAUAUGCAACAGUUUUAUUUCAUUCCUUAACGUAAUCAAAUAAGAAAAAAAAAGAAAAGAAAAAAAAAGGCUGUGUUGAAAAGUUUUGGCUUUUUGGGGGGGUGGGGGUUAAAUCCUCGGUAUUUCUACUGAGGUUAUUGCGUAAUGGGAGCAUAAGAAGAAUAAUUUUGUCAGUUAAGAUGCUUCUGUUUAUACAUUUAUUCAUCAUUUACUUACAGUGUCUGAGGUGUUUUUGUUUUUUUACAGGAAAUGUUGGAACAGCCGUUUUUACUGGUGAUAAACAGAAUAAAAAGGGUUCAGCAGCCUUUCAGCCUCUUUGCCUCACUAGAAAACAUCAUGGGAUAAAUGAAAAGUUAAACUUGGGGAGAGAUUAUAUUCUGAUGUGGAAAGUACAGUUCUGAAAAAACAGAUGAUCAAUAAAUAUUUUCCAAA
This is a messenger RNA of Melanotaenia boesemani (Boeseman's rainbowfish), 2503 nucleotides long. RefSeq lists its product as uncharacterized. The transcript has 7 exons. The coding region runs from base 16 to 960 and encodes 314 amino acids. The record is from RefSeq and is a predicted model, not a curated record. Lineage: Eukaryota; Metazoa; Chordata; Actinopteri; Atheriniformes; Melanotaeniidae.